AAACAUACAAGAGAUGUCACAAAGUUCCAACUUUUACGGUGCAUUGUGGGUAAACAAAGAUUGAGCUGCGAAAAAGAAUCCAUGUUUUGAAAUUGAAUUCACUUACAAACUAUGUCGAAACGAAAGAAGACGACUGCUCUGAUUGAUUCAGACAGUGACGAUAGUGAAAGUGGCUCAAACCUUGACGAAGAUUUCAAAGCUCUGGCAAAAAGGAAGCGUCCAGCAGCUGAACCACAGACGGCAGCAAAGGCAAAAAGUGACUCGGAGUCUGAGACAUCAGAAAGUGAUGAAGAUUGGAAUUUUGGGAAGAAGGGAAGCAAGAAGAAGAAAGCAAAAUCCUCGUCCAAAAAAACCAAGCGAAAGGCAGCAGUAUCGUCAGAUGAAAGUGGAGCAGAAAGUGACAAACCUGUCUCUGAGCCUGAGGAAGGGGAGGUGUCUUCCAGUGAUGAUGGUGCUGUGUCAGACUCGGACCAGGAAGAACAAUUUAACGAUGGCUAUGAUGAAAAUCUGAUUGGGGAUGAAGAAGAUCGACUGCGAUUAGAACAAAUGACAGAAAAAGAAAGAGAACAAGAACUGUACAACAGAAUUGAGAGACGUCAGGCCCUCAAAACAAGAUUUGAAAUAGAGAAGAAGUUAAAACAGCAGAAGAAAAAAGAACAAAAAAAGAAGGAGAAAGUGCUGCUGUCAUCUGUCCAGGAAUUAAAAGAUCUGAAGUCGGCCAGUCAGAGAAGUAUGGAAAGACGGAAAAAUAUGGAGGAGAAAAAGGACAACAAAAAAUUCUCUGCCCUCUCAGACCUCAUGAAGAAACGCGAGGAAAAAAAGAAAAUCGCUGAAGAGCAGAUCAAAAAGCAAGAAGAAAAACAAGAACAGAAAAAGAAACUGCUGAAAACAAGUGAUAUAUACUCUGAUGACGAUGAUGAUGAAGAGGAGGAUCCUAAAUCUGAACCCGAAAAGGAACGAGGAGAAGAUUCUGGAUCUGAAUCUGAGAGCAGCAGCAGUUCAAGGUCAUCUGCCAGAUCCGACUCGGAGGGAGAAGAGACCUAUGAAUCACGAAAACCAAAAUUUAUAACCUGCAAAGAAGAUCUGUCCAAAAUACGUUUGUCUCGACACAAGUUAGAAAAAUGGUGUCACAUGCCUUUCUUCAAGAAGACGGUUUGUGGUUGUUUUGUUAGAAUUGGUAUUGGAAACCAUGAGGGAAGAGCCGUGUACAGAAUUGCAGAAAUUGUUGACACUGUGGAGACUGCAAAAAUUUAUCAGCUCGGUACAACACGAACAAAUAAGGGAGUCAAAUUAAAACACGGACACUCUGAACGCGUGUAUCGACUGGAAUUUGUAUCCAACCAAGACUUUACAGAUUCCGAAUUCUCCAAGUGGCAGGAGGCAAUGACCCUCGGAGACAUCCCUAUCCCCACCCUGCAGGAUGUCGACAGGAAGCUAAAAGCCAUUCAAGAGGCUAUGAAUUAUAAAUUCAAAGAAAAUGAUAUUGAAGAGAUUGUUGCAGAGAAGCAGAAAUUUAAGAAGAAUCCUCAUAAUUAUGCCAUUAAGAAAACCUUUUUGCUCAAACAAAAGGAAAUGGCAGAUUUGGAGGGCGAUACAGCAUCACAGUACAAAAUAUCCCAGGAACUGGAGGAAUUGGAAGAAAGGGCCAAUGAAUUAGAUAGGAGACGGACCAAUAAUAUAUCAUCCAUAAGCUAUAUUAACCAAAGAAAUCGUCUGAGGAAUCAAAUUUUGGCAGAGGAAGCAUCGAAGAAAGAGUUUUUGGAGAUGAAGAAUGCUGUUGCAGAUCCUUUCACUCGACGGUCAUGCCGUCCCACACUCGUCACAAAGGCCCGCGAUCCAGAAAUGGAGGCCAGAUUACAAGAAAGACUAGCAGAGAAGAGAAAAGUAGAGGCCACUCGUAGGAAAUCUCUGGAAGAAACGGCAAUCAGAGACAAGAGAGAAGAGACCAGCGAUCAAAACCAAUUUCCCAUUAGAUUAUCUGGAACAUCACCAGAGAAACUGGACAGGGGUGACCGCCGCCGGACAUCAGAAGAUUUGUUUGCAGUCCAUGAUUUUAACAUUGAAAUUGACUUGGAUGUCCCUACCACCAAUCCAGCAGUAGCUGCCAACAGCAGAGGCCUCCAGUUAGUGAAGGAGGUGGCUCCGAAGCGGUCCCUCAAUCUGGCAGAGUAUAAGAAAAUGAAAGGACUUAUUUAGGGAAAACACGGGUUGUGCAUGUGUGAGUGUGAGAGAAGAUAGAGAUGACAGCAUGGAAGACUAGAGAUUUGUUGUAUGUUUUGUUUCAUUUCAGCCUCAUGAUGUGUUCUGUAUUCGACUGGUUGCUUAUUUUGUGAAUGAAUCAGGACUUAAAAAUGGAAGUCGACAUUUAAAUUUGCUAACUUUUUGAAAUGUUUUUGUUGAAAAGCUUUCUAAGAGAUUUUAGUUGAACAGUGAAAAAACCCAAAAAUUACUGGUAUUAAAGAAAUUGGUAAUGUUUGUUAUCAUGAAUUUACAUUUUUUUAAGAGUUUGCAUAACAAGUUUUGAAUGCAGUAUAUUUAUACCAGUGGGGUAGCUAAUCAAUUACAAAAUGGCCUGGGGACAGCAAUGGGUAGGGAGGGGAACCCUUAAAGGCACCUUGGUUCUUGGGUGUUUGGACUAAAUUUUGUAAUGUAUGAUAAAAGCAAACAUUAGUUUCAAUAAAAUGAAAUGAAGCAAAUAUCAAUUUGACCAGAAAAUCUGUAUUCAUUUGCUACUCCACUGUUUGCACCAGCAUUUGUAUAUUUUGAGAAUUUUCUGUAUACAGUUUAACUUUUGUGUGGUUUGCUUAGAUUGAAAUAAAGAAUUAGGGUACCUUUUUUAUACACCCAUUAACAAGUAAAAUGAACUUUGUUGACAUAUUGCUAUUUAAUAAAGUUUUCUUAUGUACAAGACACCUUGACAACUACAGUAUAAGAAUACAAGAAAAUGUAUAGAGAUGCUCAUAAAGUUACAUUUUAUGCAUAAAGAGAGUUGGAAUUAUGAAAUUCCUUUCAUGUAAUGCACUAAUUUAGUACAUACUAUGAUAUACUCUCCUACAGGUCAUUUGUUGUUGGUGUUUUUUUAGUAUUCAAAUAUUUUAUGUAUAUACAUGUACAUUGGCACUUAAAAACUCAUUUGUAUUAAAAUCCCAGUUCAAUGUUAAAUAUUGACUUCAAAUGUCAGAUUUCCAAAGUUUUUAUGAAUUCUAUACAAAACCUCAACCAUAGAACAACUGUUUAUCAGAGUUGUGUCCUGUGAUGUGAACGGAUCGGUGCAGACAGACAUCUUCAUUUAAUUAUACAUGUAGUGAAUAAUUGUUGAAUAAAAUUUUUUUAUGUA
Molecule: messenger RNA, 3337 nt
Organism: Ostrea edulis (European flat oyster)
Lineage: Eukaryota; Metazoa; Mollusca; Bivalvia; Ostreida; Ostreidae
Product: RNA polymerase-associated protein RTF1 homolog
Exons: 16
Coding region: 112-2196 (694 amino acids)
Cellular component (GO): Cdc73/Paf1 complex
Molecular function (GO): RNA polymerase II C-terminal domain phosphoserine binding; DNA binding
Source: RefSeq, a predicted model, not a curated record